UUUUUCUUUAUCAAUUGUGUCUCUUUUAGCUCUUUUAGAAACCAGGAGAAUUGAAGAGGCAUAUGAAAACUGUUCAAAGUUUUUGUGAGACAAAAUAUCUGUGUCUGCUCUCUGCAGUAAAUCAAGGAAUAUGCCAGCCCCCAGAGAAGAAUUCCAAGCUGCUCUACAUGAAAUUGCAUAUUAUGCUCCAACCCUAGACUCUCCUUAUGAUCGUGUUCGGUUAGCGGAGUGGGUCCGACGACUUUCAUUAGAAACAAAACUGAAUGAUUUAGAGUGCACUUUGGUAAACCCUUAUGCCCAACUAUUAAGGAUUCAGGUGCGGGCAGGGCACCUCAGGUCUCCUUUUCAUGUCCCUCCAAAUCAAGGAAAUAUUCCUCCCCUGGCAGUAACUCUUAGCAAAGAAGUGCUUGCAGCAGUGCCAACACUGCCUACCCCUGGACCUACAGCCCCAUUCAUGUGCCGAAAAUCAAAGGAUGGCCAUGCUUAUGUAUCUGCACGCCAAAUUCCAGGAAAGGGGGUUUUAUGUUACUUGGCUGUAAGCACAGAAGACUUUCAAGCAAACUAAACAGUAGAAUUACAAUAUACUGACUUAAAUUAUCAAUAUAAGGGAAUGAACAAUUUACUUAGCAUAUAAACAGUUUAUAUUUACUCAAUAAUAAUAAAAACUGCAUCCAUAAAAUUUUAAAUUAAUAUUCAA
Molecule: messenger RNA, 697 nt
Organism: Frankliniella occidentalis (western flower thrips)
Lineage: Eukaryota; Metazoa; Arthropoda; Insecta; Thysanoptera; Thripidae
Exons: 3
Coding region: 131-565 (144 amino acids)
Source: RefSeq, a predicted model, not a curated record